Gorilla gorilla gorilla (western lowland gorilla) is the source of this 2066-nucleotide messenger RNA. RefSeq names its product allantoicase (gene ALLC). NCBI's taxonomy places the organism in Eukaryota, Metazoa, Chordata, Mammalia, Primates, Hominidae. The record is from RefSeq and is a predicted model, not a curated record. The transcript has 12 exons. Gene Ontology annotation, molecular function: allantoicase activity. Gene Ontology annotation, biological process: allantoin catabolic process. Bases 717 to 1958 code for a protein of 413 amino acids.
GCAACGUCUGUUACUGCAUGUCGAAGCCGGGCUCAGGUGUUUCUUUCUGCAUGGGAAGUUCUUCUGCAGACAGUGGGGCCUUUGAAGGCAGGCGGCACGUGUUGUUUUGUGUGCCACGGGCCUAGCAUCCACUUGGCAAGGUGCCCUUUCUUAAGCAUCUGUGGGCUUCUUUAAAUUCCGUGAAAAUUUUGUGUGUAUUUACUUUUUCUGGGGCUGAGGGGCUCUAGCCAAACCCUCCCAAGGGCCCCUGUCUUCUCUAGUAGAUCAGGACCCACUGCUGGGUGUGCUCAGUGUUUUCUGAGUUAAUGAUGAUUAGUGAAUAGGUGACGUCUAGAGAUAAAACUUUAAGUCAGGUUACUGGCCGGACCAGGAAGGUGGGGGUUUCAGGCCCAGGCCAGUGGCCGGAGGCAGCUUUGUUAGGGGCAGGGAAGGGCCCUGGGACCAGCAGGGACCACGUCUGGCUUCGGGCCUUGUGCGAGGGUCUUGCAGAGGCCUGCUUGGCUUCUCUGGGGAGGGGCUGCUCCCCCUGUUACUUCCAUCUCUCUGCAACCCUUGUGACAUCAUACAGGCACAGCCAAUCUCUGCAAAGUUCUGUCUCUACCUCAGGCCCCUAUACAUUCUCUCUGAGCUGGCACUCAAGCACCGUGGGACCUUGGCUGGCUUCUGGGGAGCAAGAGAUCCAUUUAUGAAUACUUGAUUUCUGACUGCUGGGAAGCAUGGCUGAUGCUCCGAAGGAGGGAAGACUGACCCGGUUUCUGGACUUCACCCAGCUGAUGGACAUGGCAUCUGAAUCCGUAGGAGGAAAAAUUUUAUUUGCAACAGAUGACUUUUUUGCUCCUGCAGAAAACCUCAUAAAGAGUGACAGCCCGUGCUUCAAAGGGCAUGAAUAUACGGAGUUUGGGAAAUGGAUGGAUGGCUGGGAGACCAGGAGGAAAAGGAUUCCAGGUCACGACUGGUGUGUCCUCAGGCUGGGGAUACAAGGAGUCAUCCGGGGCUUCGAUGUGGACGUUUCUUACUUCACGGGAGAUUAUGCUCCUCGAGUGUCCAUUCAAGCAGCAAACUUGGAAGAAGAUAAACUACCAGAAAUCCCAGAAAGAGGAAUCAGGACAGGAGCUGCAGCCACUCCUGAGGAGUUUGAAGCCAUUGCUGAGCUAAAAUCCGACGACUGGAGUUACUUGGUUCCCAUGACUGCGCUUAAGCCAGGAAACCCUGCUUCCGGCCACAACUAUUUUCUUGUCAAUUCCCAGCAGAGAUGGACUCAUAUCAGACUCAACAUUUUCCCAGAUGGUGGAAUUGCACGACUUAGAGUAUUCGGUACUGGACAAAAAGACUGGACUGCAACUGACCCCAAAGAACCUGCAGACCUAGUGGCCAUCGCUUUUGGGGGUGUCUGUGUAGGAUUUAGUAACGCUAAGUUUGGGCAUCCAAACAAUAUAAUAGGAGUUGGCGGGGCAAAGUCUAUGGCGGAUGGUUGGGAAACUGCAAGAAGGCUGGACCGGCCACCAAUAUUAGAAAGUGAUGAGAAUGGCAUUCUCUUGGUUCGGGGUUGUGAAUGGGCAGUUUUCCGAUUGGCACAUCCUGGAGUAAUAACUCGAAUUGAAAUUGACACAAAAUAUUUUGAAGGCAAUGCUCCUGACAGCUGUAAAGUGGAUGGGUGCAUCCUGACAACUCAGGAAGAAGAAGACGUGAUCAAGCAAAAGUGGAUUCUCCCGGCCCACAAGUGGAAACCACUGCUUCCAGUGACCAAGGUUUGUGUGUUGUCUCCCAACCAAAGUCAUCUGUUCGAUAGCUUGACCCUAGAGCUCCAAGAUGUCAUCACUCACGCCAGGCUCACCAUCGUCCCCGACGGGGGAGUGAGCCGCCUUCGGCUCCGGGGUUUCCCCAGCUCCAUCUGCCUCCUGAGGCCCCGGGAGAAGCCCAUGAUGAAGUUCUCGGUGGGCUUCAAAGCAAACCCUUAACACACACAAAGCCCCGGUGUCGGACACACAGCAGUAAUUUCCCAGUCAUAGUCUUCUUUUCAAAUGUUUUGAACACCUGGUGAUUUAAUAAAGUGGUUGUCUCACAAA